AUGGCUGUAGAUUUUAUGGGUUAUAGGAACAGCAGCUUCUCUGCGAAAUUGGAAGAGAACGCGGUGCAAGAAGCAGCUUCUGGGCUCGAGAGCGUCGAGAAGCUCAUUAGACUCUUGUCUCAGGCUCAGCAGAACCAGCAUCAAGAUAAGUACCCUUCCAUGGUUAUGGACAUGGAUUGCAGAGCCGUCGCGGACGUCGCCGUUUCCAAGUUCAAGAAGGUCAUUUCUCUUCUGGGUCGUACCCGGACCGGCCAUGCCCGCUUCAGGCGAGCACCUUUGACUUUGACUUCUGGGUCUUCUUCUUCUUCUCAAAACCAAGCCCAAACCCAAGAAACCUUCGUCAAGCAAGCUCCUUUAGAGUCCACCAAGGUUUACCAUGCGACGCCGAUCCAGCAGAUCCCGCCUCCUCUGCAUCAUCACAGUACUGUGCUCGAGAGCACCAAGGACUCCUCCACCACUAUAAAUUUCUCCUAUUCAGCUACGACGUCGUUUAUGUCGUCGUUGACUGGAGACUCCGACAGCAAGCAGCCAUUGUCGUCUUCGGCUUUUCAAAUUACCAACAUGUCCCAGGUGUCUUCAGCUGGAAAGCCACCGCUUUCGUCAGCUUCGUUGAAGAGGAAGUGCAGUUCUGAUAACUUGGGCUCUGGCAAGUGCGGUGCUGGGUCCUCCGGCCGCUGCCAUUGCUCUAAGAAGAGAAAGCUGAGAUUGAAAAGGGUUGUGAGAGUUCCAGCUAUAAGCUUAAAGAUGGCUGAUAUUCCACCUGAUGAUUACUCUUGGAGAAAGUAUGGACAGAAGCCCAUUAAGGGAUCUCCACAUCCAAGGGGAUACUAUAAGUGCAGCAGUGUCAGAGGGUGCCCAGCUCGAAAACAUGUAGAGAGAGCUCUCGAUGAUCCAGCAAUGCUUGUAGUGACCUAUGAAGGCGAGCACAAUCACUCUCUCUCAGUUGCAGAGACCUCCAAUCUCAUUCUAGAAUCGUCUUAG
Molecule: messenger RNA, 981 nt
Organism: Prunus armeniaca (apricot)
Lineage: Eukaryota; Viridiplantae; Streptophyta; Magnoliopsida; Rosales; Rosaceae
Source: the annotation of a GenBank genome assembly